UCCUGAACGAAGGUUAGAAAAACUUUGCUGUAUUUCACAACGUUCAUAUUCGUUUCAGAUUAAUGGAAAACUACACUAUCAACAGCUUCAUCCUGCAGCUGGAGGGAGUACAAAUCACAGAUGACUCCAUGUUCCCUCUCUUUUCGUUUUUCCUUUCCUCUUACCUCUUCAUUAUAGUGAUCAAUGUAGGAAUUCUAGUUCUGAUUUUGAUUGACAAAAGCCUCCAUCAGCCCAUGUAUCUCCUGUUUUGUAACCUGCCUGUUAAUGACAUCCUUGGAAACUCAGUUACGGUGCCUCGGUUCCUGGUGGACAUGGUGAGGCCUCCUUCUCAGCGCCUCAUCUCCUACUACGAGUGUGUGCUCCAGGCUUUCACCACCCACCUGUCUGGCACUGCCUGCCACACUGUGCUCAUGAUCAUGGCCUUCGACAGGUAUGUGGCCAUCGGCAGCCCUCUGCGCUACGCCUCCAUCAUGAGCGGUAAGAUGGUGGUGAGGCUGACGCUCAGUGCCUGGGGAGCUGCCUUUGUUCUGGUGGCUCUUCUGCUCGGUCUGACUGUUCGACUGAACCGAUGCAGGACCUUUAUUGCUAAUCCUUAUUGUGACAACGCAUCGCUGUUCAAACUCUCCUGUGACGAUGUGUCAGCUAACAACAUCUACGGCCUCACCUUCACUGUGGUGCUGUUUACAGGUUCCAUAGGCAGCAUGGUUCUGACCUACAGCAAAAUAACGCUGGUCUGUCUGCGCAGCAGAAACAGGUCCCUGAACAGUAAAGCCUUGAAGACCUGCAGCUCUCAUCUCUUUGUAUAUCUUGUUUUGUCUCUAUGUGGACUCUUCAUCAUUAUCCUUCAUCGAUUUCCUCAGCUCUCUGAGUUCAGAAAGGUUUCUGCCAUUGUGGGUCAGAUUGUCACUGGAUGCCUUAACCCUAUUAUUUAUGGUGCUCAGUCUCAAGAAAUACGAAAGUUUAUAACAAAGUUAAUACAGCCCCAAAAACCUGUAUUAUUAUCAUGA
Molecule: messenger RNA, 1007 nt
Organism: Betta splendens (Siamese fighting fish)
Lineage: Eukaryota; Metazoa; Chordata; Actinopteri; Anabantiformes; Osphronemidae
Product: olfactory receptor 146
Exons: 1
Coding region: 63-1007 (314 amino acids)
Biological process (GO): G protein-coupled receptor signaling pathway
Cellular component (GO): membrane
Molecular function (GO): G protein-coupled receptor activity; olfactory receptor activity
Source: RefSeq, a predicted model, not a curated record